AUGAAUCCCCACACUGUUGGCAAAAAGAGUUUCGCUUUAGUCCAUAAUAAGCUGGAUAAAGAUAAGGAGACAGUAUCAUCUAAGGAUCUCCUUGUGGUUACGAGAACAAGAAAACAUGGGCGUUUGUAUAAGGCUUUGAAUGAAGAUACUACUAGUAAAAUUGAUGCAGAAAUGGAGAAACAAAUGGAGGAACAAAAAAAAACUGUGCACCAGAAAGUUAUUGCAGAUGUAAUUGCACAACAUAAGCAUGCGGGAUUGAUUGAUCCUAAUGUACUGGCAGCACUAUCCAUUCCUUUACCAAGAGAAUCGACUUCUCUUCAAGGGGGUGAGUAA
Molecule: messenger RNA, 333 nt
Organism: Solanum pennellii
Lineage: Eukaryota; Viridiplantae; Streptophyta; Magnoliopsida; Solanales; Solanaceae
Exons: 3
Coding region: 1-333 (110 amino acids)
Source: RefSeq, a predicted model, not a curated record